AUGUAUACACUUGGAAAUCUUGCUGCCCUCGCCUUCGUUGGUGUUGCCAGUGCUCAAAGCACAGUUGGAUUCGGCCCAGCCUUCUCCCUCGGCCCUACACAGUCAUGGAUUCGUGAAGCCAAUACAACGCUUGUGCUCCCCGAGACUCCCAGUCCCCAGAAGGACCGUCUCGCUUUGUGGCCCGGUAUGGGAACAAGCGGCGGUGAUUUGAUUCAGGCUCUUGCUGUCUCCUUCGCCGAUCCUGAUGCAAACUGCGGAGCUAAGUCUGGGCAAUGGUGUGUGUGGGCUAGCACGCUUCAAGGCGAGCAACUAGGUGGCAAAGAGGUUCCCGCUUCUGCUGGUGAUGAAAUCACAAUGCAUUACAAAUUCAACGACGACACCAGCAAGUACGACCAGACCGUUUUCGUCAACGGAGAGGCCGUGUCUACUCUCUCGACUAGCUCUGGACAAGCUCAAGGUUGGGGCACUGCUGUUGAGUGCCAGGAUGAUUCAUGCGAUGCUACCACUGCGGCACACGAAUAUCUCGAUACCACCAUCAUCUUGAAUGCUGCUGACUCCACUUUUGCCGAUACCUUGGCUCUCACUGAGGCUACUUCCUCUGGUUUGAAGACAAACGACAACAAGGUCUACACUGUUUCCAGCAUCAAGAUUCAGUCUCACACUUAUGACUUGUGA
This is a messenger RNA of Penicillium argentinense, 675 nucleotides long. RefSeq lists its product as uncharacterized. The transcript has 5 exons. The record is from RefSeq and is a predicted model, not a curated record. Lineage: Eukaryota; Fungi; Ascomycota; Eurotiomycetes; Eurotiales; Aspergillaceae. The coding region runs from base 1 to 675 and encodes 224 amino acids.